Rotaria sp. Silwood1 is the source of this 1398-nucleotide messenger RNA. Lineage: Eukaryota; Metazoa; Rotifera; Eurotatoria; Philodinida; Philodinidae. The record is from the annotation of a GenBank genome assembly.
AUGAUUCAACAAACAAUGUCAAUAUCAUGUGAACAUAUCCAAAUGGAAUACAAAGCUAAAUUUCUAUCAAAAUCUAAUGAUUAUACUUUGAUAGAAAAUAAAAAGUUUAUUAAUUGGUUUUAUCAAAAAUUUACUCAAAUGAAUAUACAAUUUCCUUGGAAUCUUAUCGGUCAACAACUUGAUGAAUAUAACAAUAGAUCAUUUUUGAUUCAAUUCACUUUUCAAUUAAAUAAUUAUCAAUCAUCAUGGAAUAAUGAAUUUCAGCAAGAAAAAUCUCGUAUUUAUUCACAUGCAAUAAAUACUUUACAAUCAUGUAUUAACAACGAUUAUUAUUCAAAAAAGCAAAAAGUCUGUCAUAUUUUAUUUAAAUGUAUUUAUUCAAUAUUUCUUAUUUGUCUCUUAUUAACAAAAGGUUUACUUUUAUGGAUGAUUAUAAUUAUUAUUGAAGGAAUUACUAUUGAAAGAAAAAUUCAUGAUUAUAUUCAAAAAUCUUCAUUAGAAUUAAUUUCAUUUAUAGAACAUACAGCAUUUAUAACAAAAUGUUUUUCUCAUUCAAUUGAAAUAAAUGAUAAUAAAUUUGAAUCUAUAUUAAUAACUAAUGAAACACUUCAUAUCAAUUUUGAUUUAAAACUCGCAUUAAAAGGUGUAUCAUUUUUAACGAAUAUUUUUCAUGGUCUAUCAAUACAUUUAAAAAACUUAGCAAAUGUAUUUCAUUUAUGGUUCAUGUUAAUUAAAUUUGUUAUCGUUUUUCCACAUGUAGCUGGUGCUUGUUCAGCUUGUAAUGAUUUAAAACAAAAACAAGUUUACAAUUCACUAUUGUUUGCUAGUACAUGGUUUAAUUCAACUUUUCUCAUGACAAUGAAUAAUGAAUCUAUCGAUAUUGAUCAAUUAAUUGAAAAAUGUAAAUACAAUCCAUUAUUAUGGUCGAUUAAUGAUUUUAUUCGUUUGGCAUUAUUAGAGAAUAAAAAUACUAACAUAGAUAAAAUGAAUAGAGAAGACAUUGAUCUUAAUCAAUAUCAUCUAAAUAGUAAUGAUGAACAAUAUGAAAAUAGAGUGAAUAAAAAAUCAAUUUAUUCAAGAAAAACAAUUAUUUUAAUACUUAUUGCUGUUAUUGCUGGAUUAGGUUUAGUAGCAACUAUAAUACUUAUUUCGAUUGUAUUUCAACUUCGAACGUCGAACUCUAUGAAUACGACAAUACUCUCCACAACUAAACAUACAACUGACACUACCAACACGAAUUUUAGUAAUAGUACAUCAUUGUCAACCACGUUGCCUAUCACAACGACUUUAGUAACAACAACUACAAAUGUUCUAACGAGAACAAUUCAAGUUAUUUCAACGGAUACAAUAACAACAACAACUAUAGCUAUGAGAAAUUUAUCAGUUGCCGCGAAAUGA